UGGCUGAGACUUUCUGAAAGCUUCGCUCCGUUUUUAGUCCAAAACACUUCUGCGAUAGUGCGAGUGAUCGUCGCUUCGUAGCGGAGCUCUGGACUCUUGGAAACACUCUACGAGCUGCAAACCAGCCGCAGGUGCACUCACAGGCGUGAGCAGGACAGCUCAGGACCGGACAUGACUGGAGCCGGAAGCAGCGGCCAGGGUCCGCCUGAUGGGACGGAUCCUGAGGAGGCAGAGAGGUGUCCUAUCUGCCUGGGCGUCCUGGCCGGAAGCGAGCUCGCCAUGCCCGACAGCUGCUGCCACGUCUUCUGCCUCAGAUGCCUCCUCACAUGGGCAGAGUUGCAGAUGGCUCCUUCCUGUCCGGUGGACAGAAGACCUUUCACUAAUGUUUACAGAUGGGACGGGAAUCUGAGCUGUGUGCAGGUUCCUGUGAGGAAGAGAACAACUCCACUUGAAGCUGAAAUUUGCUGCUGUAGAAACCCUGAACAAAAAGUCUGUCUCAAAAGUAAACCUGCAAGAAGAUUGAGACGGCAAAAGGCAGAGAGGACAGAAGAUGCCAUAACAAAAGGGCUUGUGAGGAAAUGUAAUGAUGAAGACCCCUCGUCUCUGAGCAGAAAAAAGGUUCGAGGAACAGAGUGCUGCACUUGGUCACCUUCUCCCUGUGUCUCAUUAACCACCACAUCAGCACAGGACAUUGCAGAGCCUGUUUGGGUGACAGAGGAGAUACCGUACGAUGCUGGUUUCACACCGUGCAAAACCCAAGUGCAAGACUGUCCGUGGCUGUCUCCUGCUGCUCCCAUCCCUGUUAAUGGCACCUCAAGGCGGAGUUUCCAUCCCGCAAGUUGGAACCACAGCCCAUUUCCAUUUGGACUCUGCUCAUCUCCCUUGACCUCCAGCUCACUGUUCAGCCCCGGACAUUUUGUGUUUGAGGGUGUUGUCUGCGCCAUCACAUGUCCCAAAGGAGGAGAGAAGAGAGGCAGCCGAGCCUCAACCUCCAAAGCGCCCACCAAAGAGACCGAGUCUCUACCGACCAGACGAUCCGGACGCAACAGUAAAUCCCAGGAAGAGGCUCCAGCGACUGAUCCCUCAUCGCCGCCCCAGUCCAGUUCAUCAGACUCUGACUCGUCUAACAACCACCAGGCUGCCAAGCCGGCCAAGACUUCUCAGGCACCGGCCAAGAGGAAGGCGACAAACCGAAAGGCCGGCGGCAAGCGGAAAGCCGCGGCAAGAAAAAAGCGCACUCCCGAACCCAUUAGCAGUCUGGCCGCUAGUGAGGAGGAAGAAGAGGCUGACGGAGUUGACAACAAGGAGAAGGAGGAGGAGGAGGAGGAAGAGAAAAGUGAUAAAGAGCAGGAAACAAACAUAUCAGAGCAGCAGCAGCACUCUGAUACCGAAGGGAGCCUCAGUGCAGACCAGGACGGUGUCAACUCUGCUGACGUACGUGCAGAAUCUCUGAGUAACGACGUGGCAGAGGACAGUGAUGAAGCUCAGGAACCAUCUCAUGAACAUGAACAUGAAGAACAAGAACAAGAAGAGAAGCCAGAUGAUGGCGAUGAUGAUCCGUAUUUCCCCCCUGACUUGGCUGCUCACAGCCCCAGUUCAUGCUCCGAGGGCGACGAGAGCAAAAAGGAGGAGGAAGAGCCACCCAGCCCAGCUUCCUCUGGAGACAAGGACUAUGAGAAGACUCCUUCACCCUCUGACUCUCACAACGCUCUGCUGGAAGACCUGACGUCUCCAUGCUGCGAUGAGCCCACAGAGCAGGAUGAUGAAAUGGAGAUUUCAGAGUCUGAAGAAGCCAAGGAUGUGAAGGCUGAAUCGUUGGAGAACUUGUCAGAACCUGGCUCGCCCCCUGCUGGAGACUCAGAGGAAAAUGUAGCUGAUCCAGGAACGAAAGCUUCUGAGGACAAUGACUCUAAAAAGCUUGUUUCAGAAGAGCAGUCUGCUGGUCACAGUUCUGGGGAAGAAACCAAGGAUGACGGUCCAUCCAAGGAUGAUACUAAUGUCAUCCCCAUGGACUGUAGUUCACCCAUGAGCGACCAUGGUAACGGUGCCGUUUUGGAUCUGCCGAAGGAGCGUGCUGACCCAGCUGCUGCGGGAUCCCCUCCUUCUGAAAGCCAAGUCACCAAGGGCGAGACCCAAAAGGACCAAGAGGAGCGGGAAAAGAGCCCAGAGAGGAAGAACGGCAAGCAGCGGCGCUCUCGCUUCCACUCCGCGGCCGUCACCUGGUCACCUAAAAGGGAGGCCAAACGGGAAUCAUCCAGGCGCUCGCGCUCACGGUCUAAAGAGCGGGAUGGCAGCCCGCCUUCCAGCCACUCGUCCCGGGCUCGCAGCAGAGAAAGAGACAGGGACCGGGAUGGCGAGAGAGACCAUUCUAGGAGGGAGCGUAGCCAUGAGAGGAGGAGACGGCGAUCGAGGAGUCGCUCUAAAUCCAGGUCCCGCUCUCGGUCCAGGUCUCGAUCCAGAACAAGGUCCCACAGACGGGCGGCCAGUCCCGAAUGGCCAAACUCCAGAGAGCAGUCUCCACAGAAGAAGGAGCGCAAGGGCGGAUGGAGGUCAGGACAGAGUGGUGGCUCAGGUACUGAGGGACGGAGGUAUCAAGGAGGCGCUGGCCGCUUAGAAAAUGGUGCGCCUGCUGAAGGUUCCCCUGAACGCCCGAGCUGGUCAGAUAAUCCUGACUGGGUUACAGAAAAGGCUCGCGAGGAUGCUGAGAGCAGGAGCCGGCAGAUAGGUCCACGCAGCAGUGACGGGAACAGAGGGGAUUCACGAGGCCGGGGGGGCCGGGGAGGGUUUGAACGGGGGCGAGGUGCAGGGCGCGGCGGUGGCAACCGUAGCUUUUACAAUCAGGAGGAAACGGGCGACAGCCGCUGGCCCAGGAACAACUUCUCAGGCAGCAAUUCAGGGAAUGAUGCAUACAGCCGCUUCAACGAAAACCGUGGCGGUGGCCGGAGGAAAGACAUGGAUCCAAACGACUCUAUGUCCGAUCGGUCGGGAUGGUCAUCGGCAUCCAGCUGGGCUGUCAGGAGGUCGCUUCCUGCCGACGUCCAGGACUAUUACUCGAAGAGGGAGAGGGGAGGAGCAGGAGGCUGGAACAGAUCGGAGGAGGAGCAGCCGGCAGCAGCAGCAGAUCUCUCUAAAGGCGACCCCACCGCCCCGGCUGUCCCCGGUAACGCUCCAGUGCCGGUGAUGAACGCGAUUCCUCAGCUGAAUGUUCUCCACCAUCCCUACCCGGCGCAGGGGCAGCGAGGAGCCCUGCCCGUCAGCCUGCAGCCGGCGGCCUCGUACGGCAUGCCCCCUCAGGUCCCCCUGCACCUCCACCCUGCAGUGCCGCUGCUUCAGGUGCCCGCUGUGGGCGCUCAGGGCCUCCCGCCUCCCCCUCCGCCGCCUCCACCCAUGCAGCACGGCAGCCAGAUGGCAGCAGCUCAGCCCGAUGGCCACAUGACUCAGAUGUCCAGUUCCAUGAUGGGUUAUGGGAAACCUGCCCUGCUUCCCACCCCUACCAAAGCUGGUGCCGCAGUGACCCAGAUGCACUUAGCACAGAGCCAGAUGUUCCCAUCCUCUACCACUCAGUACGGCCACAACAAGGCUCACGCCGACAGCUCCAAAAAGGAAAAGAAACAGCAGAUCCAAGAGAGGGCUGUGAAUGAAGUGAAGAACGCCAUGAAACCUUAUUACCAAAAGAAGGAAGUCACUAAGGAGGAGUACAAGGAGAUCGUCCGCAAAGCAGUAGAGAAGGUGUGUCACAGCAAGAGUGGUGAGGUGAACUCCAGCAAGGUGGCCAACCUAGUGAAGGCCUACGUGGACAAAUACAAACACGCCCGCAAGAAAUGAAUCUGCGGCGUGCUGUUGGCGCGGCGAUGCCCUCGCUGACCCAUGCAGCUGCUCAAGUGCAAUUUCCUCAAGCUGGAAUUUGGCCCUCCAAUCUGAAAGAGGACGGAGCGUCAGCGUUUUCAUUUUUUUUUGGAUAUCUGUACCUUUUAUUGAAUGAAGAUUUUUUUCUAUAGAUUUUCAUAUUUUGUUAGAAAAAGAAUGACCCAAUCAGAAAUUGUAAUGCAAGAGCCCUUUAUUUUGCAUAGAUCGUGUGACUUGGGGAACUACUGUAAGGAGCGCAGGUUAGCGUGGGGCGGGGGGGGGGUUAGAUACUGAAGAUGCAACGCUCAGUGAACAACGUUAGAUCAUGUAGAGGAUGCUCUCCCAGGGUGCCGGCUGGUACGAUCAACGUCUCCUCCGCGGACCCCUGAUCACAUAGCUUAUUGAUUAUUGUCAAUGUUCUUUUUUAAAUAUGAUAUAAUAUUUCAGAGGAAAGCCUAGUUUAAAAAAAAAGUGCAUUGCCUUUAUUAAUCUCUGUGGCCCCAGUGACGGGCAGGUAUCUGAUGAGUGUGGAUUGUAAUCAGGGCCCUGAUUGGUCGAUGAGCGGGAUGGCCAAUCAGCAGCGAGUGUUCAACGGAAGGUGCAGGUCCCGGAGGGGGGGCGACCCAGGUCAAACGGACCCCCGCACCCUGCCUGAAUGUGUAAUAACUGUCAAUGCGAGAACAUGAACUGUGCAAAGUAUCCAGAGAGUAGUGAAAUAAAUUAGCUGCUUCCUGAUGCCCCGUGUGUUUGUCACAAACGCCUCCGUACCACCGGAGGGCGCGUCCUCAUUUUGUCUCCGUCUUUGAGCCGCAGCGUUUGCAUCUGGUGAACUGCAUUUCCCAACAAUCACCUCUCAAACAACUACUGCUGGGAUGUGUGUGUGUCGCUUUUGUUUUCUGCACAGGGUUGGUCUCUGUGCCCGUUAAAACCACCAUGACUCCCUAAAUCCUCAAAGGAAACAACUACCAGACAGGAAGUGAACAGCUACCAGGAAAUAGAUUUACAGUGUGUCAGAGUAUUAAUCGUAUCGAUAUUUUACAUCUAAAUGUGCCCGACUACUGUUUUCCACUGAACGCGGGUCAUUUCAGUUCCUCAGACUGACGGCGGGUGGACCUGUGUCUGUGUGUGGAAGUCAACAUGAUGUUACCAGACUCUGAACUAAUACAUGGUUCCAAUUUUGUCUUAAAAUGUAAUCAUCUGAAUUGUAGGCUUUAAAAAAUAUCUUCAAAUAUUAUGCACGAGGUCAAACACAUUAAGGUUUUGGUCUUAAAUAUGUUCAUGUUUCGUUUAACGUCACUUCUGUUUGCUUUAGUUAUUUGGCCAACACGGAAGUGAUGAACACAAACACCCCCCAAGAUAACAACUUCCUCUGUAUUUCAUGUCAUCUUAUUUUCAGUUAUGGGGAAGUUGAAUAACUUGGGCCUCUGAUAUUCAUAUCUGUUAAAUCUGUCUUAAAUUUAAGAACAGUUUUUUGUGUGUGUGUGUGCAGAACUUACACCUUAGACAUCCAACACUACAACACAGGUUUUCUCUGUAAAACUAACAGCACUUGGGUGGUGUUUGAGUCCCCCUGUGAACCGUGGCAGAGCCAGCCUGCCGCACCAGGGGCCUGAAACAGAAGCAGCUGAACGGAACACAGCCAUGUUGAACAUUGUAAUUUACACCUGACGUGCAGGAGAAAUCGAACGCAGCAAAACGAUCGAGGGUCAGGGAUUCGACCACAGCUUCUUCACGCAGUCCAGAGCGUCGGCCCCAUCAGCCGCUCCAGUGAAGUCCUGCAUGUGUGUUUGCCUGGGUCCUCACUGACUGAUGAGUGUAAUAAGUUGUGCAUUGCAGAAUAGUUACGCCAGUUUAUAUAAAUCCCCUGAUAAUGACAUCUUGUAAGCGUGAGGUUUGUACCAUAGAAUGCACAUAAAGACUUUUUACACAGUC
Limanda limanda (common dab) is the source of this 5778-nucleotide messenger RNA. RefSeq names its product SR-related CTD-associated factor 11 (gene scaf11). The record is from RefSeq and is a predicted model, not a curated record. Gene Ontology annotation, biological process: spliceosomal complex assembly. Lineage: Eukaryota; Metazoa; Chordata; Actinopteri; Pleuronectiformes; Pleuronectidae. The coding region runs from base 172 to 3825 and encodes 1217 amino acids. Gene Ontology annotation, molecular function: RNA binding. The transcript is spliced from 15 exons.